This is a messenger RNA of Suillus clintonianus, 411 nucleotides long. RefSeq lists its product as uncharacterized. The record is from RefSeq and is a predicted model, not a curated record. The transcript has 2 exons. Lineage: Eukaryota; Fungi; Basidiomycota; Agaricomycetes; Boletales; Suillaceae. The annotation marks the transcript as partial.
CAGCUCAUGUCAGAAGACGAUGACGAGACAAAUGAAGAAGGACGUCUCACCGGAAGAUACAUCUCUCGUCCUUGGGUCUGGGCCAGUGAGCAGAGAAACCAGUUUAUCGCUGCCGUCGAUGCUCAACAGGACCCUCAUCCACCGAAACGUUACACUAUUCGUGUGCGAGGCGAGACACUCGAUGUCACUAUUCCGCGGAUUCAGAAGGUUGAACAUCGUGCGAGGAGGUGGAUGGUAUCGCAGGAGUGGCUUUCACAGCCAGAGAAUCAAAAGUAUGAUGUGCCGGCGUUUGUUGUCGACAAUGGGAAAGCAUGGGGCGAUCCAAAGGACCCAGAAGAAACCAUAUCUGCCCAGAAGCGUGUCAAGAUCCAAAAGAAAGAGGUUGCUGCGCGUAAGAGAGCAAAAUUGGUA